Molecule: messenger RNA, 723 nt
Organism: Pararge aegeria (speckled wood butterfly)
Lineage: Eukaryota; Metazoa; Arthropoda; Insecta; Lepidoptera; Nymphalidae
Product: phospholipid scramblase 2-like
Exons: 1
Coding region: 111-713 (200 amino acids)
Biological process (GO): plasma membrane phospholipid scrambling
Cellular component (GO): plasma membrane
Molecular function (GO): phospholipid scramblase activity
Source: RefSeq, a predicted model, not a curated record
GAUAUGCAACAAAGUAGAUAAUUAAUCCUGUACAUACCUAACUAGGUAUGUAAAAUUCAAAAUAAAUUAAACGAGUAACAUUCCCAUGAGAUAUAAAGAUCGGUACCUAAAUGAAAAGUACUACCCACAGUGAUGUUGAAAGGAAAGAAUGGAUGCCCUGCCCUAAAGCGAACACAGACUUUCCAGGUCUGGCAUAUUUAUGCCCUUUAAAUGAGCUUAUAGUAGCGGAAGAAAAUGAUAAUUUGCAUAAUUUGAUAGGGUUAAAAGAUAUAGGCUACACCAUCUUCAACAACCAAGGCCAAAAGGUAUUUCUUGCAGUUCAAAAAGGCAAAUAUAAAAUUGAAAUCAGAAUAUACAACUGUUAUGGAAAUGAAAUAAUAAAAGUGGAAAAACCGUACGCUUGGUGUCUUAACAAAGCAUUAAUUUGGGCUCCACCCGGAAAUUUCGUGGGAUCCCUACACGAAACAAGAUCUUGUCUAAAAACUUACUUUAUAAAGAAUCAUGUAGGUGAAAAGGUUUUGAAAAUAAAGGCGAGAGCGUUCAGAAAUAAUAGUGGCUUCAGCAUUCUUUCGAACAACGAAAAGGUUGGAGAAGUCACCACUAGAUGGCGUUAUUCCGUAUCGUUUCCAAUUGAAAUGGAUGUUCCUGUAAAAUGCAUUUUGCUGGGGGCAUGUUUCUUAAUUUGUUGGACAAAACCUUUGAUCUUUAAAUAGUAUGAUUAUU